Molecule: messenger RNA, 1268 nt
Organism: Ostrinia furnacalis (Asian corn borer)
Lineage: Eukaryota; Metazoa; Arthropoda; Insecta; Lepidoptera; Crambidae
Product: zinc finger protein 90-like
Exons: 10
Coding region: 46-1212 (388 amino acids)
Source: RefSeq, a predicted model, not a curated record
GGUCGGUCCUACCUGCAUUGGACGUAUCUACAAGUACACAGGAGGAUGAAACACGCCAACGACUUCUUGUAUAAAUGUAACCACUGCGAUCUGACCUUUCCUAACAGUUGGAGUCUGGCGUACCACAGGAAGAAAAUUCACGGUCAAACGGGACAAGGUGAUGCCAAUUCUACCACCAAAAUCCCAAGAGAAGAUUACAGGAUACCUUGUCGUGAUUGCGAUGAGGUGCUGCCAAACAAAACUGCACUUUAUAAACACAGGAAGAAGGAACACAGUGACAUGACGUCGUCACUGGCUGCCAACAAUGAACCAACCACUGUAUGGUGUGGCGCGUGCGGUGCACAGUUCAAUUCGCGCGUAGCUUUGGAUGCGCAUACACGUUCCCACACCAGUACAGCCGUAACGGCUUCAGUGGCUUCUUGUGCCAAGUGUGGAGACAGUUUCGCGCAUAUCUCUGAUCUGCACAAACAUGUUGAUAGCGCACAGUGCCGGCGGCGCGCGCACGCGUGCCCGGUGUGCGCCCGAUCGUUCCGCAGCGCGUCGGUGCGCGACGAGCAUCUGCGAACGCACACGGGCGAGCGGCCUUUCCCUUGCGAUGUUUGCGGGCUGGCUUUUAGGCGAUUAACAGCGAUGCGUAACCACCGUCUCAUCCACACGGGUGUACGAGCAUGGGCUUGUGAAAGAUGUCCCAAGAGGUUCCGUAUACGGUCCGAUUUACGCACGCAUGCACGGCUGAAGCAUCCUGCUCACUUGGCUGUUAUUGAAAUUCGUGGUCUCAACCCGACUUCGGACGAAGUGAUGGAGUAUCUAAACGCGAACAAUAUCUCGCAUACAAAAGUCAUUGAGAUCACUAAAAUGUCUUUCGCAAAGGGCACGUCAAGCAUAAUCCCAAACUGCGCGCGAGCGUUGUCUAUGCUAGGAAGCGUUCCGCGUACACAGGUCACUUACAGCAAACCUGUCAUUGAUGAUUCAGAUUUCCAACCCCCCCGCCGCGGUCGCGGUAUAGCCAAGCACCCCCGCCGGCCGAAGAUCCUGCAGAGGGGGGCUGACGAUGCACCCCCGCCCCCUCAGGAAAUGUUCCCGGUCACGUUGAACGUUACUGGUGGGGAACUGACGGAUAUGGACGUCCAACUCCUCCUACGCGAUGGGGUUCUGGUCAAUGGGAACCAGAUGGUGCAGUUGCAACUCGACGAUAACAUGCUACUGGAGUAAAGGAAAAUUAUUUACACCAUUCGUCAGUAAUUCCAAAGCAAACUUUCUAAAACAAC